GCUGAGCUGGUGCAAUUCUAAGUUUUGUUUCAGUUCAGCAGAGUAGCUAAAAAGAACGGACAACAUAUAUGUCUGUGUGAGUCAUCCUUAGUUUGGUUAUGAUUAAGUAGAAAGAGAUUUACUAAAAAUUGUUGUGAACAUAAUACUGUAAUGAUGUCAGCAAUUAAAAGGCAAUCGAAUGAAAAAGUAAAAGUUAGAAAAAAGAUGAGCAAAGUUGAAAUAUACCAAGCCAUAAUAAGAAAGAAACGGUGUGAUACAAAGGCUCUUGCAAUAGUUGAACAACUGUUAGAAACGAAUGUGAAUCCUGACUGGCUUAUUCAAAAUCUAAAAUUUAUAAAUAAAACACACAUGGAGGAUGUAAUAGAGGAAAGAUCUAUUAUAAAACUGUGUGGAUAUGUUCUUUGUUCAAAACCAUUGACCGCUGUUGUUAAACAACAGUAUCGUAUAUCGACACGUACAAAUAAGGUAUACGACAUCAGCAAGCGCAAGAACUUUUGCAGUUCAUCGUGCUAUGGAGCAUCCAAUUACCUUCUUGAACAAAUGCUUGAAAGUCCACUGUGGUUAAGAGAGAAAGAGCAUAUACCAGUCUUUACAAUCUUACCUAUAAACUCUGUGUAUUCUUUACCAGGAGAUGAAAUUGAUGUUGUAGGAGUUAAUCUCUUGCAAAAUACAGAUACUAAUGAUAUUGAUAACAAUAAAGAGUUAAACGUAGAAUUUGAUGCGAUUAAACAAACCGAAAACAAUUUAUCACCUACUAAAUCACGUUCAGAGAUGGAAAAUGAUUCUCACUCAUCAAAUAACAGAAAUGUUGAAGAACAUACUCAGAUAGACGAAACUUCUGUAAAUAUUGAUACACAAAAUUUCUGUGAAGCACAUCCAUCAGAAUUAUGUACUACUACUCAGAAAGAUAAAGAACAGAAUCCUCAAGAAUGUCAUGAAAAUAGAUAUAAUGAUCAUGUUCAACAAGAAAAUAUGAAAGCAGAAGACCAGGAAACACACACAGCUGUUCAACUAAAUAACACUCUACACAUACAUGAACGUGUUAACAGAAAUGCAAAAAAUGAAAAUGCAAACUCCAGAAUUGUACGCAGUAAUAGUGUUAUUGAAGUAUUACAACCCGAAUUGGACGAGAUAAGUAACAACAAAAAUGAUAGCAGCAAAAUGUUACAGUCUCAAUUGGAUGAAGUAAAUAAUAGUAGUAACGUCAAGGAUGGCAAAAUUAUGCAGUUUCAAUUGAACAAAGCACGCAGUUAUCAAAAUAUCACAAUAUCUUCCAAACAUAGGGGAAAACAUAAGGAAAAUAAAUCUAAAAGAGAGAGAAUAAGAGACGCAAAUAAAAAUAAAAAUGAACGUAAGCAGGAAGAAUUCGAUAACACAGAAGUACAAGCUAGUGUGUAUCACAAUCUUGUAAUGCAUGUUGAGCAAAGCUUCAGAGAAUGGGUUACAGAGAGUACAUUUUGUCUUCUGCUGGGUGAGAUGGAUGAAAAAUCUCAGUUAUGGAAAAAUUUGAUGAAGCAGGACAGGUAUGAGCAAUUGUGUAAGAAAUUAAAUAGAUUGCAAUUGCAAGAUGAAAAGGAAAGUCGUGUUGAUUUGGGGAAAAAUGUACUGAAACCAUUGCCUAAUCUAUCCGUGCUUCAAGAGGAAGGAAAGAAAAUGGAGUUAAAAGUACAUGCGUUUUACGAAGGACAACUAACAAUUACUGAAGACAGCAGUGAGUCGAAAAAUCGGGACGAGGGUGAGGAUAAAGAACCUAUAUUACCUUUAACAGAUGCUUAUGCGCCCAAUGCGCUCCGUCGACGAAUUUUCUUGAAUAAACUCAGUCAAGUAUUACCAGAUUUACUGUGUGCCUUAACACGAUUGCCGGCCAAUGCGAGUACUUCUUCCGUAUCACAACAUAUUUAUGAUAAUGAAACAUAUUCAUUAAUUAAACUAUUGGUUAGAACUUUUCAUCUAACUGCUACAAAUAUUGUUUUCAAAACUGCUGAGUGGACACUCGUAGGACUUAUCAUCAUUAAAAUGUUAAGCUUAGUUGGCACGCAAUUGCAAACGUUGCUUGAAACUAAACAGGCUUCUAUGUAUACUUCGAUGAUUCUUAUGUCUUACAAAUUAGAUUCGGGUUAUUUAGAUAGGCUCAUAGUGAGUGUGAUAAACAAUAAAAAUACAUAAAUAAUGUAAUAAGCAAAAUUUAUUAGAAUAAUGAUCUUUACAAAUAUAUUCUAUUUUGCUUUACAACAAACU
Molecule: messenger RNA, 2238 nt
Organism: Dinoponera quadriceps
Lineage: Eukaryota; Metazoa; Arthropoda; Insecta; Hymenoptera; Formicidae
Product: putative RNA polymerase II subunit B1 CTD phosphatase RPAP2
Exons: 6
Coding region: 151-2166 (671 amino acids)
Cellular component (GO): nucleus; cytoplasm
Molecular function (GO): RNA polymerase core enzyme binding; RNA polymerase II CTD heptapeptide repeat phosphatase activity
Source: RefSeq, a predicted model, not a curated record